GGCCUUUCUCGGCCCCACCACCCAGGUCGUGACCACAUCAUGGCCAUCCUGGAAGGCGGCCGGGCCGUGAUUUCUUGGGGCCCUUCCAAUGAGUUCGGCCAGAUCGGCCACGGCUUGCCCUACCGCUCGCGCGUGCGGCCGGGGGUGGUCCACCUUGGUGGAGUCUUGGUGAAGCAGGUGGCCUGUGGCGAACAUCACUCGCUGGUGCUCACGGCGCACGGUGAAGUGUACUCCUUCGGUUGCAACCUGCAUGGUGCGCUGGGCUCCGGCCGUUGUGGUUCCCAGGAACAGGCCGAACGCGUGCUAGGGAACCACCUCCGGAGUAUGCCGGUGCGUGGCAUCGCGGCGGGGCCACAGAGCUCGAUGGCGCUUUCCAUCGGCGGUCAUGUCUUCUGCUGGGGAUGCAAUAGCCGGGGUCGUUUAGGCCUGGGGCCUGCCUAUGAUCAGGAGCCCACUGUCUUAGCGCCCGUGAGCGUCCCCACCUUGCCCGGCGUGGCACGUGCCAUCGCGGCGGGGGGGGCAGCAUUCGGCGGUGAUCCUACGGCGAGGGAGGCUCUUCCUGGCGGGUGA
Messenger RNA from Durusdinium trenchii, 570 nucleotides. The record is from the annotation of a GenBank genome assembly. Lineage: Eukaryota; Dinophyceae; Suessiales; Symbiodiniaceae.